Entrophospora candida is the source of this 378-nucleotide messenger RNA. The record is from the annotation of a GenBank genome assembly. NCBI's taxonomy places the organism in Eukaryota, Fungi, Glomeromycota, Glomeromycetes, Entrophosporales, Entrophosporaceae.
AUGGUAGAAUCAGCAUAUCCCGUACAAAGUAAAUUACAAGGAAUGAUUUCCUUGGAAGAUGUUUAUAAUUGUGAUGAGACUGGCUUGCUUUGUGAAUUGGAACUUUCAAAAACACAACCAACUGGUCUUAUUUCUUGUGUUAAAUCAAAAAAAAGGGUAACCCUUUUAUUACUUAUAAAUCCAACAGGAACUAAAAAGAAAGUGAAAGUUCUUGAUUUUUCUUCGACAAAUUUAGUUCCAAUGGAAUUUAUUGAAUUAUCUGUGAAUCAAAGACUCGAUUACGAUGACGAGAAUAAUAUACCAAGGAUUAUAAUUAUUCUUACCGGAGAACUUGAUUCAUCUCUCGUAGUUAUUGCUCAAGAUGUAAUCCAAUGUUAG